AUGCAAUUUAGUCUUUAUCAACAAUUUUUACUAAAUAGAAAAGGAUCAGAAAAAGCAAUAGAUGCCGAAUUGCGUAUUUCUCUUUCAUUUUUGUUCAGUCGAUCAAAACAACUAGAAACACAAUCAGUAGAUUUAUUUAGAAAUUCUGGACAAAAUAUUGGUGAAAUGAAAAGAAUGAUUUUAGGGUGUAUUGGAUCAAAUGCAAUGAGUUUUGAAAAUUAUUUUCUUGAAUCUUUGGAGUCAAAUAGUGAUGCUAUGUUGAAAAGUAUUUGUCUUUUAAUAAAAAAUAUGUGGAUAAUAAUUCAAAGAAUAAAUAAAUAUAAUUUAAAAACAUCAUAUUUUGAACAAAUAAUUAAAGAAAUAAAGAAAAUAAAAACAAAAAGAGAAUUCAAAGAAAAAAUUAUUUUUGAAGAUUUAUUGAAUUGGGAGGGGAAAGAAUGUGAAGAUAAAGAAGAACAAAAGAAAACAUUUUUGGAACAACGUGUACUUUUACAAAAUGAACACAAAAAUUUUUUUGAAAAUAAUAAAAUUAUUUUAUUAAAAAUUCCGGGAAUUAAAACUCGUUUGGAAGAAUUAAUUCCAAAUUUUAAAUUAAAAUAUUUUAUUAAAAAUAAUAUUUUUAAUAAUAAUUUUGAAUUAAAUGAACAUUUUUAUUCAAUUAUUUUUGGGGAAAAUAAAAAUAUUUUUCUUCAAAAUAUUUUGGGAAUUAAAUAUUUUAUUUGUGGAAAAAAUAUAAAUAAUGAAAUUAAAAAUUUAAAAGAAGAAAAAGAGUCUGAAAAGAAUUUAGUAAAUAAAUUGGAAGGAAUUUGGGGAGAAAUUAGGCCUAAAAUUUCUAGUAAAUACGAUUCCUUAUUUGAAAUGGAGGUUGAAGAAUUAGAAAAAGAAGAAGAAAUAUUAAUUUAUUUAAAAGAGGAAGUAAAUAAAAUAUAUUUUUUAAUUAAAAAUAAAAAAAUAAUUGAAUGGAUUGAUGAUAAAGAUAAUGAAGAAAAAAGUUUUAUAAAAUUUAAUGAAUGGUUAAAUGAUUUGAUGUUUAAUGAAUUUAAAAAUUUAAUUUUAGAAAAAGAUUUUGGAAAAGGUUAUUUAGAAGGUAUUAAUUAUAGAAUUAAAAAUAAUAAAAGUGUUUUUGGAAAAUAUUUGGAUAACCGAUAUCAAUUCGAAAAUUUUUGGGGUCUAGAUAUUCCAUAA
This is a messenger RNA of Meloidogyne enterolobii, 1185 nucleotides long. The record is from the annotation of a GenBank genome assembly. Lineage: Eukaryota; Metazoa; Nematoda; Chromadorea; Rhabditida; Meloidogynidae.